Messenger RNA from Prunus armeniaca (apricot), 1488 nucleotides. The record is from the annotation of a GenBank genome assembly. NCBI's taxonomy places the organism in Eukaryota, Viridiplantae, Streptophyta, Magnoliopsida, Rosales, Rosaceae.
AUGGAAAAGGUGAUGCAAACCAAUCGGUAUUGGCACAAGAGGGCAAUAAGUAAUGCUUUGGUGCCUCGCACCUUCAAUCAAGCAAGAUCAGAAAUGAAGUGUGUGAAUUACAUCAUCAAGGAUGAGAUUCCUUUUAGGGCGGUAGAGGGGACAAGGUUUAAGGGUUUUAUCCAUGAUCUUCAACCUAGAUUCAUGAUCCCUAAUUGGAAUAAGCUUGCUAAAGGAGUAUGGGAUUUGUUCUUAGUCGAGAAGACUAAUAUUAUGAGUAUGAUAAGUGAUCAAAGAGUAAGUAUCAUAACCGAUACUUGGACCUCUAUCCAAAACAUCAACUACAUGGUAGUCACUGCUCAUUUCAUGAAUCAUGAAUGGAAGUUGCAUAAGAGGAUAAUAAAUUUCGUUAAGAUCAAAAGUCACAAGGGUGAUGACAUUGGGAGGUGUUUAGAUGCUUGUUUGAAUAGUUGGAGAAUAAAGAAUGUGUUUAGCAUUACAGUUGAUAAUGCUAGUGCAAAUGAUGGGGCGGUAAAGUAUAUGGCCAAGAGGUUUAAGUCAUUGAACACUCUUAUGCUUGACAACAAAUAUUUGCAUAUGAGGUGUGCUUGUCACAUUCUUAAUUUGGUUGUUAAGGAUAGGUUGAAGGAGCUUUCUAGCUCAAUUGCGGGGAUUAGAAAUUGUGUGAAGUACAUAUAUUCUUCACCAUCAAGGUUGGAUAAGUUUAGGGAUUUUACCAUUUUAGAGAGCAUGGAAAUGAUGACAAACAUUCCUUUGGAUGUGGCAACAAGGUGGAAUGCCACUUAUAAAAUGUUUUAUGAUGCAUUUAAGUAUAAAAAUGUGUUUACUAGGAUGGUGGACGAGAAUGAUCCAUUUGUUGCUUACUUUAAUGAGCUUGAGAAAGAUGGAAAAAAAUAUGAAGAAAGUUGGGCCACCAACCGAGUCGGAUUAGGAGAAUACACAAGCCUUUUUGAGAUUGAAAGAAAAAUGAAAGAUGAUGGGGGUGAAACUUUGCAAAAGGUGGCUUCUUCAAUGAAGUUCAAAGGGGUUGGUAGCUGGGGUCCUCUACAAACACUAGAUGAGGGGGAUGAGUAUGGUUAUGAACUUGAUGGUGAUGAUGCUUAUUCUCAAAUGUUGAAGCAGAUGUUGCUUCAAAGGAAGGAGGAACAACAAAUGGAGAUCUCUAAUGAAGUUGAUAAAUACUUUGUUGAUCCAUUUGAAAACCCAAGGAACAAAAACUUCAACCUUUUGGAUUGGUGGGAAGGGAAUCAAUCAAGAUAUCCAAUCCUUUCCAAGGUUGCCAAUGACAUAUUUGCAAUACAUUCCUCUACGGUUACAAGUGAGAAUGUCUUUAGCCUAGGCAAAAGGAUUGUGGAUCCUUUUAGAAGCUCCUUGACUCCAAAAAUGGUAGAGGCAUUAGUGUGUACUUAUGAUUGGCUUAGAGCAGAUGAAUUUAACUUAUACAAGGAACCAUCAGAUGAGGAAAUUACUUUUAUAUAA